Danio aesculapii is the source of this 2332-nucleotide messenger RNA. Its product is annotated as E3 ubiquitin/ISG15 ligase TRIM25-like. The coding region runs from base 34 to 1287 and encodes 417 amino acids. The record is from RefSeq and is a predicted model, not a curated record. The transcript has 7 exons. Lineage: Eukaryota; Metazoa; Chordata; Actinopteri; Cypriniformes; Danionidae. Gene Ontology annotation, molecular function: zinc ion binding.
CAGAGCAGUCCGUGUUUCUCCACACACAGUAAAAUGGCAGAAGCAAGUGUCUCCUGGGCUUCGGACCAGUUCAGAUGUCCAGUGUGUCUGGAUCUCCUGCAGGAUCCAGUGACGAUUCCCUGUGGACACAGUUACUGUAUGAGCUGCAUCACAAACUGCUGGAAUGAGGAGGAGCAGAAGCGAAUCUACAGCUGUCCUUUAUGCAAACAGAGCUUCACCUCGAGACCUGCUUUAGCUAAGAAUGUGGUGCUUGCUGAAAUGGUGGAGAAACUGCAGAAGACCAGACUCCAGACGGCUGCUCCUGCUUCUGUUCACACUGGAUCUGGAGAUGUGGAGUGCGACGCCUGCACUGGAAAUAAGCAGAAAGCCGUGAAGUCCUGUCAGGAGUGUAGAAACUCUUAUUGUCCAGAUCACCUCCAACAGCAUGAGAAUCUCUUCAGAGGUCGAGGACACAAUCUGAUGGAGGCCACUGGACGACUGCAGGAGAUGAUCUGCCCUCAGCAUAAUAAAGUGAUGGAGAUUUACUGCCGCACCGACCAGCGCUGCAUCUGUAUGCUGUGUUUGGUGGAUGGGCACAAAAAUCAUGAUGCUGUGACAAUCACAGUGGCAAGAGCAGAGAAACAGGGACAUUUGGAGGAGAACCAGAUAUACUUACAAUUAAUAAUCCAGAAGCGAGAGGAAGAUCUUCUUGAUCUGAGAGAGGCUGUUGAGAUUCAUAAGUGCUCAGCACAGUCAGCAGUGGAGGACAGUGAGAGGAUCUUCACUGAACUCAUCCAGGAUAUUGAGAAACGUCGCUCUGAGGUGAAUCAGCUGAUCAGAGAUCAGGAAAGAGCUGCUGUGAGUCGAGCUGAAGAACAACUGGAGCGACUGAAGCUGGAGAUCAAUGAUCUGAAGAGGAGAAACACUGAGCUGGAGCAGCUUUCAGAAACACAGGAUCAUCUUCACUUCCUCCAGAGUUGUCCGUCUGUUUCUCUCUUUGGAUCUUCACAUUCAGGCUUCACUGUCAGUUCUCAUCUGUUUUUUGGUGAUGUGGUGAAAUCAGUCUCUCAGUUCAGAGAUAAACUUCAGCAGUUCUCCUCAGAUGAGAUGGAAGAGAUGUCUAAAGCAGUGAAAACAGUUCAGGUCAUUCAGACUCCUGAAGAUCAGACCAGUCAGGAGUUUCAACAAUAUUCUCAUCCAGUGUUAGAGGGGUCUUCUCAGGUCCCAAGGAGCCCAUUUCCUCUUUUUGGCUUUGGAUCCGCCAGCACUGGAGACUCAUUUGGCUUUGGAUCCCCUCACCUUCUCUAAUUUUGGCAUCCAAAAGAAAGAGAGUCCAAAGCCUAAAUAAAUAUUAGUAUUAGUUUUACGUUAAAAUGUACGUAAAAUGUGCGUAUUUACACAUGAAUUUGUAUUAAUAUAAAAAGCUUUUGAAAUUAUUGUUUUUUAGCUGUUUGUUAAUCUACUUUUUAAAAACCAGUUGCCUGUUAUUAAUUGGUAUAUUAAUAUGAAAGUUGUCUUGAUAAGCGUUCACUGCAUCAGAAGUGUUUUCUUUAGUUGUUUAUUUUAAAAGGUGCAGUCAGUGACCUGAUUUAUUAUUAUGCCAGCUGUGAUGUAACUAGUUAAUUCUUUCAGUGUGCCUGCCUCAUCAAGCAGCUAUCGAUGGUGCCUUUCAGGUUUCUGUUUGAACAAUGAAGUAUGUUCAGAUGUAGAGGCUUACAGGUGACCUUACACAAAAUACCAAAUGCAGAAGAGGCAACAGCAAACGAUUAGCUUUAAAUAUGAAGAGAAUCUUCUCGUGGGUAAAAACCUGCGUGUGUGUGUGUGUGUGUGUGCAAAUAAUUUUACAUCUGACUGCUUUUAAAACCUUGGGCAACACAACGCUGGACCACUUUGAUGAUGGACUUUGGCUGAGGGAUUUUAUGACCAGUGCAUACUAGAAUAUCCAUUAUUGCCAUCUCACUGCUACCAUUUUUAUCAUCACAUGAUCUGUUAAAACAAAACCAUGUUACUUUUCUGAUGUGCAAGCUGGAAUUUAUUACAUUCAUUACGUUACAUUUGUACUUAUUGGAUUAAAAUGUUUGUUCUACUGAGUUGUUCACCAUGUUUAUAAGCAUGUUUGUCUACAUUCUCCAUUAAUAAUUGAGGUCAAUGUCAAGCAGUGAUGAAGGAUAACACAAGUAUUACUGCUCUGAUUUGAGGUGUUAAUUUGAUCCACACUUGUACGUCACUUUGAAUAAAAGCGUCUGUGAAGUGAAUCAAUGUAAAUAAUAAUCAUUUAUCAGGCUUCAUAUCUUAAUUCACUUUCAAUUUGUCUUUCGUUGUGUUAUGUUGGUAAAUAAAUGACUGUGAUGUA